Molecule: messenger RNA, 4485 nt
Organism: Closterium sp. Naga37s-1
Lineage: Eukaryota; Viridiplantae; Streptophyta; Zygnematophyceae; Desmidiales; Closteriaceae
Source: the annotation of a GenBank genome assembly
AUGCCUCCUCCGGACAGGUUCACAUUCAAUGACGUGUACGUCGUGUAUGAGCUCAUGGAUACAGACCUUCACCAAAUCAUCCGGUCGUCCCAGGCUCUGACAGACGACCACUGCCAGUACUUUAUCUAUCAGCUUCUCCGCGGUCUCAAGUAUGUCCAUACGGCCAAUGUGCUGCAUCGAGAUCUCAAGCCCAGCAACCUCCUCCUCAAUGCCAGUUGCGACCUCAAGAUCUGUGAUUUCGGUCUCGCUCGCACGGGAAGCGAGAAGGGUUUCAUGACAGAGUAUGUCGUGACUCGGUGGUACCGUGCUCCCGAGCUGCUGCUUUCCUGCGACGAGUACACCUUCGCCAUUGACAUGUGGUCCGUUGGCUGCAUCUUCGCUGAGCUUCUGGGACGGAAGCCGCUUUUCCCUGGAAAGGAUUACAUCCAUCAGCUGAAGCUGAUCAUCAACCUGAUUGGUUCGCCUGACGAAGACGACCUUCAUUUCAUUUCCAGCCAAAAAGCUCGCAGCUACAUCCGUUCGUUGCCGUACACACCCAGAGUCUCGCUCUCUCGCCUCUACCCCAGGGCCAACCCUCUGGCCAUCAACUUGAUUGAGCGGAUGCUUGUGUUCGACCCGAACAAGCGUAUCACUGUGGAAGAGGCUUUGGAGCAUCCGUACCUGUCCAUGCUUCAUGAUCCUGCUGUGGAGCCGUCUGCUCCGGCGCCGUUUGAGUUCGACUUUGAGGAUGAGGAUCUGAAGGAGGCCGCGUUGCGUGAAAAGUCCGAGAGCCAGAUAUGGGGCAUAUCCUCGUGGUUCUGGGAGGCAUGGGCUGGAAUGUCUGGUGGCAAUGUUGGGUUGGAUGGGUGGAGGAAGUCCGUCCUGCCCUACCACCACAUGGAUUACGUUCAGAACAUCAAACCCGGCAUGCCUCUCUUUACUCAGACCCCUUAUAACACCUCAUCGCACCUCAUGACAUCUUCCCUCUCCUCCUUCCCCACACUCCCCCCUGCCAUACCAGGCCUGCCCUACAAUCACAUGGAGUACGUUCAGAACAUCGCUCCCGGCAUGCCUCUCUUCCUCUUCAACUACUCGGACCGCCGCUUACACGGGAUCUUUGAGGCAGUGAGCCACGGAGAUUUGGAGAUCGACCCUCAUGGCUGGACGGGCAAGAAUGGCGGCCAGACCAGAUUCCCCGCCCAGGUGAAAGUCCGUCUGCGCCACAGGUGCUCGCCUCUCCCCGAGACCGCCUACGGCCCGGCCCUCAAUUAUUACUCUCCCACGCACUUCUUUUUCGAAUUAGACCACCAGCAGACCCAGAAGCUCCUCGCACUCUACUGCAAGCGCACCCCUGCCGCUGCUCCCCCCCGCCCUAGCGCGUCGUUUGGUUCGGCUCAAAAACCCGCUCUCACUCAGCCGCCGACUGCAUUUCCCUCUCUUCCCUCUCAUCCCUCUCAUCCCUCUCAUCCUCCUCUGAAUAUUCUUCCUCCUGCCACUGCUUCGCCACACAAACCCCUCCCCCGCCCCUCCUCUUCCUCCUCCUCCAAUUCCUCCUCCUCUGCCGCUUCAUCCUCCCAACCACCCUGGCAUUCUUCCGCUCCCCCUCCUGGACCUCAUUCCGGACCUCAUGCCGGUCCUUCCAAGCCAUCCGGACCUAAUUACACAUCCAAUUCCGGACCUCCAUCCAAAUCUGGAGCUUGGAACCGCCCCGAACCUCGACCCGGGCCCGGAUCUUGGUCCAAUUCCGAGCCUCCCUCCAAACCCGGACCUCAAAAUGGCCCAGGGUUUGGUGCCGGACCCCGCCCCGGACCUGGCCCCGGACCUGGCCCCGGACCUGGACACGGGCCUGGGCCAUGGGUUGGGCCUAAAACAGGAGGGAAAACUCCAGCCCGUGACCCCUGGGUUUCAUCUGUUCCCGGUCCUGCGCAUUCAACUAAAGUCAACGCAUCUUCUGUGCCAUGGGUUUCAUCUGGUCCCAGCUCUGGUGGGUCAACCAAAGUCAACGGUCCUGCUGUUCCUUGGGUUACAUCUGCCCUGGUUACAUCUUCUUCUGCCAGGGAUUCGCUUGGAAAGGAAGGAUCCAAGAAGGUAGGUGGUGAGAAGCCUACAGCUACAGGCAAGCCCGAUGACUUGAUCAUCCCCAAGCCUCGCCCAAAAACAGGCUCGGCACCAGCUUCGGCGGCCAUCCGUGCCUGGCUGCAACCUUAUAGUGGGAGUGGGAGUUCUGGUACGGACAAGGACCCGAAGCUGCCUAACGUUUCAACCACAUCAGCAAUACCAGCAGUAGCAGCAUCAUCAGGAGCAGCAGUAUCAGCAGCAGUAUCAGCAGCACCGGCAGCAGCAUCCCCACCAGCAGCACCACCUGCAUCGUCAGGUGCAGAUGAUAGCGAUAGUGAAAGCAGUGGCAGUGGGUAUAGUGAUGGUGGCGAUACUGGUAGUGAUGAUAGUGGUGGUGGUGAUAGUAACGGUGGUAGUGAUGGGGGUAGUGCUGGGGCUGCUACCAGUGGUGGGAAAAGGGAUAAGGGAGCGGCCAAGUCUGCACAUGUUCCUGGGUCGAAAAAGGAGGACUCUGGGCGGAAAGGUGCGGCUACAGAUGCAGCAACCAUGACAGAAGGAGCAGCAGUUGUGACGUCUGCAGCAACAGCAGCUGUAGCAACAGGGGUAUUGCCAGCAACAGCGGAAAGGCCAGCACCAGCAACAGCACCGCUCCCAUCAUCAUCACCAGCAGCAGCAGCAGGCCAGCUGGUAGCAGCAGCACCUGCAAUGACACCAGCAGCACCACCAGCAGCAGCAGCAGCACCAGCAGCAGCAAUAGCAGCACCAGCACCAGCAGCAGCAGCACCACCGGCCCCAACAGCAGCAGCACCAGCAGUACCAGCAGCACCAGCAUCACCAUCCUUACCAGUGGCAACACCAGAGGCACAGAUCUCUGCAGCAACAGCCCCAAUGGCAUACUACGCCCUCGCGUAUCCCCCCAACCAAUACCCUGGUACCCCUGGCAGCUACCCCUUUCCGUAUUCCAUGCCCAUGCCCUUGCCCAUGCCCAUGCACAUGCCCAUGCACAUGCCCAUGCCCAUGAAUAUGCCCAUGAAUAUGGCCAUGCCCAUGCCUAUGCCUAUGCCCAUGGCUGGCACAGAAAGUGGUGGUAGCUACCCUCCACAGCAGCAACAGCAGCCGCAGCAGCAGCAGCAGCAAGACCAGCAGCAGCAAGCGCAGCAGCAGCAGGAAUGGUGGGCACAGGCGUCGAUGCAAGCACAGAUGCACCCGCAGCUGCAGUAUCAGUACCACCAACAAGAGCAGUACCAGCAGCAGCAACAGCAGCAGGAGCAGCAGGAGAAACAGCAAGAGCAGCAGAAGCAACAGCAACUGCAACAGCAGCAGGAGGCAGUAGCAGCAGCAGCAACAGCAGGAGCAGCCGAUGUCAGUGCCAUGGCUGCUUUAGCAGCAACAGUGCAGCAGAGCCUUGCAAUGGUAACCAGUGCCAUGCAGCAGUGGGCUCAGGAGCGGGCUCAGCUGCGAACGUCACUAGAGCAGACGCAGGCUGAUCUGGUGCAGGUGAAAGCGGCUCGGGAGGAGGAUCGGGCGGAGAUCGGGAGGCUGAAAGGAGAGGUGGUGCGGAUGCAGGCGGAUGGUGGGGCCUUGAGACAGCUCCAGGCAGAGUUUGGUCGGCUGCGGGCAAAACAGGUGCACGGCGUUCGAGCUGUAGCCGAGGAUAACAAGGUCAAGGAGGAGCUCCAGAAAAUCGCAUCUGAAGCGUCCAAGACCCUCCAGAAAAUCACGGAAGACGCUUCUCACGUGUUAGAAGACGCUGCUCAUGCUAUCGAAGACAAGGUUAAGCUUCCAACCCCCGACGAGCUGCAAGAGCUUCAGGUGCAGACUCAGCAAGCAGCAGCAGAGGUGAAGCAUAAGGCCGAGAUUUUGGCGGAGCAGCUUAAAGUACAAGCUGAGAAGGCCAAGGUGCAGAUUAAGGAGCAGGCGGAGAAAGCGUCGCAUCAGAUAGAAGAAGCGCUGCAUCACGUGGAGGAGAAUAAGGAGCAGAUUGUUGCAGUUGCUAAGGACGCUCCAGGACCAAUCAGGGAGAUUGUGGAAACAGCCGUAUCAUCGCAUUCUAAGGACGCUGUGAGGAAAGGAGCGGUGAUUCAUGACUUCUGUCUGGGAAUCCCCUUUGGUGCUGUGCUGGUGGUUGGAGGCGUGACCUGGUUCACUUUGGCAGGGAGCGUCAACGCCCUUAGGUUUGGCAUGAUCAUUGGGGGUAUUAUCCUCGCUUGUAGCAUGUCCAGCCUCCAUGCGUGGCAGAAUCACCGUCCUUCUGCACUGUACAUUGCUAUCCAAGGAGUGAUUUCAAGCUUUGUGUUCGUCAAUGAAGCAACUCGCUUCGCUGUGACCAAGGCGUUUUUCCCAACUGGCUUGGCUGCACUGGCAAGCAUUUUCAUGGUGGCCUUCUACACAUACAUUUUCAUGUCCGGAGGAAACCGCCCUAAGGCACAAACGUCAAGCAUUGCAUAG